GCUGUAUAAAAAUCUCCUCUACCUUGGACGGGAGUAUCCCAAAGGCGCUGGCUACUUUAGGGAUAGACUGAAGUCUGCAUUUUUGAAUAACAAAGAUGUGAAAGACCCAAAGAUGAUCAAACAAAUUAUAGCCCGAGGGGAGUUUGUCAUCAAGGAGUUGGAAGCACUUUACUACCUGAGGAAGUACAGAGCCAUGAAAAAGCGGUACUACGAACCUGAGGAAUGACUGGCCACACUUGACACCACUGCCUUGAAAUGUGACAAUAACAAAGUUAUGGUGCCCUCUAUGAAGAGGUUUUAUUAAGAAGGGUCUAAGAAGCCACCUGACCAGUCCAUCAAACACCAGAAUGAUUGAAAGCCAUAUUAAGGUUGAAUAGAAGCCAUGACAGUGCAUUCACUGUACAACAGUAUAUGCUGUUUAAUAUGCUUUCCUUGUACCAAGCAUACUUGAAACAGUAUACUGGCUUUUGUAGUCUUGUAUUUUCCUUUUUAUACAAUAUUUUUACACAGAUCAACUUUGCCAAAACCACCAUAAAACCACCUCUAAGAAGAUGUAUUUGAAACUAUGCUGGAAAAAUAUUUUGGGGGUCUGAAAAAACCUUCAAUGUGGAAUGAGAAUACUAAAACAUAGCGAUCCUGAGUUGCUUCAUUCAAGUAGAAUAACUUCAUGUGGGUGGAUAAUUCUGAGGUUUUAAUAAAAA
Molecule: messenger RNA, 701 nt
Organism: Salvelinus sp. IW2-2015
Lineage: Eukaryota; Metazoa; Chordata; Actinopteri; Salmoniformes; Salmonidae
Source: RefSeq, a predicted model, not a curated record